GUUGUUGUUGUUUGUUUUUUCGAGACAGGGUUUCUCUAUAUAGCCCUGGCUGUCCUGGAACUCACUUUGUAGACCAGGCUGGCCUCGAACUCAGAAAUCCGCCUGCCUCUGCCUCCCGAGUGCUGGGAUCAAAAGAUGUGCGCCACCACGCCCGGCUUGCAUACACUUAGUAUUAUGUAAAACUAGUAAAAUAAAUGUAUUGUAUAAUAAAUGUAUUAUAUAAAAGUAUAAAUUACUUUUAUAAUUUUAUAAUAUUCAGCCUUUAACCUUUUUUUUUAUUUAUUUAAUUAUUUUAUGUGUAUGAGUGUUUUAUUAGGAAGUGGAGAGCUUCUACGUGAUUGGUGUGAAUCGAGCUCUGGUCCCUCGCAAGUGCUCUUAGCCACUGAGCCAGCUCUCCAGCCAGCCUUUAACAUUUUUUUUUAAGCAAGAUCCUGCUUUAUAAUCCAGACUGGCAUUGAAUUUUUAAACCAAGUACUAAGAUUAUAGAUGAACACCAACACAUCUGGCUGUCUCUAAUCUUCCUACUAGAAUUUAAUUGAUAUAGAUAAACUCAUAUUAAAUAAUUAGAAUUCAGUCUUCAGUAAGACAUUUUAAUUUUUUUUAAAAAAUUUAUCUUUAGAGUCAAGAAUGAUGGCUCUUUGGUUAAGAGCACUUGUUGCUCUUACGGAACACCUGGAUUCACUUUCCAGCAUCCACAUAGUGGUUCCAGCCAUCAGUAAUUCCACUUUCAGGAGAUCUAAAGCCAUUAACCUUCAGGCACCAGGUACAUGUGUGUACAUGCAUACAUGCAGGCAAAACACUCACACAUAAAAUAAAUUUUAAAUUUAAAAGAUGUGUUUAUGUUUAUGUGUGUAUUUCUUUGAGACUAUAUGCCACAUGUCGAGGGCUCCCUGUAGAGGCCAGAGAGAGUGUUGGAUUCCUCGGAGCAGGAAAUAUAGUUGUGAGCUUCCCGAAGUAAGUGCUGGAUUUUGAACUCCAAUCCUUUUGAAGAGUAGCAAGCAUUUUUAACAACUAAACUGUCUUUCCAGCCCCAAGAGGUUUAAUUUUCAGAGCUAAGAUGACAGUGAUGGGGGGCUGGAGCCCUAGCUCAAUAGUUGAGAGCAUUUGUUGCUCAUUCAGAGGACCAGGGUUCAGUUCCCAGCACCCACAUCAUCAUCUGUAACUCUAGAGCUAGGGGAUCCUAUACCCUCUUUCUGUAGACACCAGCCAUGUACAUGGUGCACAUAUACUCAGGCAAAACACUAUGCAUAUACAAUACAUAUUUAAAGCAGAAAAGGCAGGCCUAGUGACUCAUCCCUUUAAUCCCCGCACUUGGGGGAUAGAUACAAGCGUAUCACUGUGAGUUCGAGGUCAGCCUGGUCUGCAUAGUGUGUUCCAAGACCUCCAGAGUUAGUGAGAACUUAAGCAAAACCAGAAAAUACUAGAAAGAAAGGGAUUGGAGAACAGUAGCCGGAAGGAAAUGGUGAACGGUAGACAAAAAGUACGGAAUGAAAAGAUCACUUAGUUUUCAUUAUAGGGGUUGUCUGUUUGUUGUUUUUCAAUACAGGGUUUUUCUCUGUAGUCCUGGCUGUGCUAGGAUUAAAAGCGUACCACCAUGGCCUGGCUCAUUGGGGGUUAUUAUAUUAAAGAGUUUAUCAAGGGGCUUAGCAGUCAAGAGCCUAUGUAUACUGCUCUUGGCAGAAAACUGGAGUUUGGUUCCCAGAACUCCUGUAGCAAGUGGCUCAAACCAUUUGUAACUCUAGUUCCAGGGGAUUCAGACACUGCUGGCCUCAUGUGCAUGUACCCACAUAAAUACACAUACAUAAUGAAAAAUAAUAAAAAUUAAAAUGUAAAGGAUAUAUGAAGAGACAUUAAUUAAAUAGCAUAAGUUCAUAGGAUAAGAAUAAUUUCAAAUUAAAAUUGAAAGUAGAAAGCAAUUUCUGUUUUUAUCAUUCUACAUACUAAUUUUUUAGUUAUAAAGAAACGAUGGUGGAGCUGGGAAGAUAGCUCAGUCAGUAAAGUGUUUGUCAUGCAAGUGUGAAGAUCUGAGUUUGAUCCCUAGAGCCCAUGAAAAAAGUCAGUUACCGUGGUGUACACUAGUGAUCCCAGCUGGAGAUACAGAAACUGGCAGCAGCCUACAGGUCAAAGAGAGACCCAGACUCUCUAAAACCAAGGAGAAUGGCACCUGUGGAACCAUGCCAGCCAGGGCUUACCUCUAACACAGUGAUUCUGCUGAGAAGCAGCUGGGACAUUAUCAAGGUAAAUUAGUGGAAGAAUAACUAAAUAAAAGGGGUUUUUUGUUUGUGAAGCAGGGUCUCAUCUAACUCAGAUUGGCCUCAAGCCUCUACCUCCCAGAUGCCAAAGUUACAGGUGUUCCCCACCACACGCUGCCUAACUAGAUGCAGAACCUCCUUUGUAUUUGUUUGCUUGCUUGCUUGUUUUUAAAGGUAGGUUCAGUAUGCAGGCCUGGCUGCCCUAAGACUUAUUCUAUGUAGACCAGACUGGCCUCAAACCAAAAGAUCCAUCCCCCUUUGCCUGUCAAGUGCUGGAGUAAAGACAUGUGCCACAAUGCUCAGCAUAAAUGAAACAUCUAGAGGUAGACCAUUUUUAUUGAUUUCGUUUUUUAAAUCUUUGAGGAUGAAGAUGAUGAUGUUAUUUGUGCUUUGUGUAUGGAGGUCAGAGGUAAUGUGCCUCUGCAUUUGCUGGGCUAGCUAGCUUGCAAGUGUUACAGUAUUCCCUCUGAAAUAAAAUUCCCAUGUUUCAGAUCAGGAAAUUGACUUAUUUUCUGAGAUAAGUUUCUUUUGUAGCUCUGUGUUAUUUAAUCAGGUCCUGAACUUCUACAUCCAGUUCUUGGGUGUCUUGUUUCGUAGGCAUACACCACCGUACUUGACAGGAAGUUUCCAUUUCAAAUAGCAAUUUGUCCAAGAUCCUAUAGCAAAUAAGUAGUAUAAUCAUGCUAAAACUUGUGCACUUUUUUCCUAUUUUAAUAGAAUCCUCAGGAGUAGGUUAUUUCUGUAUUUAUGGAAGUAUUUAGUGAUUCUAGGUAUUAAGUCCAGGACUUUGUUUAUGCUGGUCAGGUACUUAACAGCUGAGCUCUUUCUGUAUAAAAAAAUCAGUGCCUUGAAUCUAGUUCUUCAGGAAGCUAAAUUAGGUAAUAGAAACCUUUCACAGAUUUUUAUGGAUUUUCUUUCUUUUGUUUUUAUUAUUGUUUUGUUUUUCGAGCAAGGUUUCUCUGUGUAGCUCUGGCUAUCUUGGAACUUGCUCUGUAGACCAGGUUGACCUCAAGUUCACAGAGAUCUUCCUGUCUCUGCCUCCUGAGUGCUGGGAUUAAAGGUGUAUGUUGUCAUGCCUGGCAUUUUUUGUUUGCUUGUUUGUUGAAAGAUUUUUCUGAUCUCUCAAAAGAAAGUACUAAUACUUUGGUACCUUAUAAUUUUCUCCUUUUUAUUUUUGCACCAUGCACACAUGUGCGUGCGUUCAGUUUACAUGAAUUUAUUUAUUAGGGACAGAAUACCAUGGUAUGUGUGGAGAUCAGACAAUAUCUUUUGGGAGUUCCUACUGUGCAGGUCCUGUUGAUCAAACUCAGGUUGUUAGAUUGUGACAAGUGCCUUUAUCCACUAAGCUGUCUUACAAGCUCUCCUUGGGUUUUUUGUUUGUUUUGUUUUGUUUGGGUUUUUUGUUUGUUGUUUUUGUUUUUUGAGGCAGGGUCUUGCUGUGUAGACAGGUAGGCUUCGAUUUGAGGUGUUCUCCUUGCCUUACCGUCCGAGUGCUGCGAUUGCAGGUGUGAGCCGUGUGCUUCACUGGUGCUUUUUCUUAUGUUUUGUUUUCCUUCUCUGUGGUAUUUGUAGUGUCUACUUUGUAUAAUUUUUAUUACUUGCGUAUUUCUUUUAUCCUUCCUGAACUAUAAGUUCCUAGAGACUUGUAAUUGAUGUGUUUUUGCAUAUUCUUUGUUGUUACUUUGCAUGGUUUAUUCUACAUAUGUUUUCUGAUUCCUUAGAGUAGCCCAGAACAACACUAAUACUUGAAGACAGAUUGGGGACAAGCAAGAUGUCUCGAUAGGCAAAUGUGCUUGCUGUCAAGCUUAGCAAGCUGAGCUUAGUACCCAAGACCCACACAGUGGAAGGAGAGAGCUGACUUGUACCAGUUGUCCUCUGACCUCUGCUCGCACAUGUACACCAUGAUAGUCACUAGCACAACCGCUACCACCAAUAAAUAAAUAAGUGAGGGACUAAAUGUGUAAAAAUGUCAGUUUUUCCUCCCGAUUACUUAAUUCCCAGAAAUAACAACUCAUAAGUGCCUAGGUCAAAAGGUUCAGCUUGCUCUCUGAUUGGUUCCGUAACUUCUUACUCCUUUUAUUCUAACCUGAGUUUAGCUAUGUGCUGAUUUGCAUAUGUCUCCUCAGCAUUCUGGGGCAAAUCUCUCUAGCCUGACUAUUUCCCAAACUCUAUCCCUGACAUAUGUCCCACCUACUGGUUUCUGCCUCAGCUCGUUGGCCAUAAGCUUUUUUAUUGACAGAUGAUGCUACUAAGAGAUUCUCUAUAUAUACAUGUAAAUUGGACGAGAAAAGGGGGGGGGGUGAGUUAGGAGUUGAGCAGGUGAGGGUGUCCUGUAAUCCCAGCACUCCAGAGGCUGGGGCAGGAGAUUCAUAAGCAGGCUGACCUGACUAUAUAACAUAUCUAGGGAUGAGGAGGAUAAACAUGUAAACCCAUACACCUGCAUAUGACUUAGAGGGAAACAGAUAUAACAAAUACAAUGUGAGUAUUAUAACGGUGAUACUAGAAAAUUGAACAGUUUAACUUGGAAUUUCAGUUUAUUUAACAAUUUAGCAGGCAGAAAUGUUACCAUUAUGAGAAUAUUGAAGCAAGCAACUAUUUCACAUCUAACCAGAUAUAUUUGUUAGUAGAUGUAUUAAACACAGAUAUCUAUGGGUUUAUUUAUUUGUUUGUUUGUUUUGUUUAUGAGACAGGGUUUCUCUGUGUAGCCUUGGCUGUCCUGGAACUCACUCUGUAGACCAGGCUGGACUCAAACUCAGAAAUCCACCUGCCUCUGCCUCCUGAGUGCUGGGACUAAAGGCGUGCACCACCACUGCCCAGCUUAUUUUAUUUUUUUACUUAUUCACUUUGUAUCCCGAUCACUACCCCUGCUUCCUUUCACGGCCUCCCACAAUUCUUGCCCAUCUCUCUCCCCUUCUCCUUUGAGUGGGUGGGGGCUCCCCUGGGAAUCCCUCCACUCUGGCACUUCAAGUCUGGGAGGAUAGGUGCUUCCUGUCCCACUGAGGCCAGACAAGGCAGCCCAGCCAGAAGAACAUAGCCCACAUACAGCAACAGCUUUUGGAAUAGCCUCUGCUCCAGUUGUUUGGGACCCACAUGAUAAUCAAGUUGCACAUCUGCUAUAUAUGUGAGGGAGUCCUAGGUCCAGCCUGUGUUUACUUAAAAAUUUUUAUUACAUUUAUCUGUAUAUGGUGUGUGUGGAGGUCAAAGAACAAUUUGAGGGAGUUGUUUCUCUUCUCCUAUCAUGGAGUUCUCAGAUGAAAUCAGAUCAUCAGACUUGGCGGUAAGCACCUUUUCCUGAUGACCCAUUUUGCUUGCUUACCCACCCCCAAUCUCUGUCCACCUCCCACUUUGGUAUGUUUUUCAGACAGUCUCAUGUGGCCAAGACUUCCUUGAGUCAUACUAUGUAGAUGUAGAUUCCUCUGAACCUUAAUCCUUUGGCCUCAGCCACUCUAGUUGACAUUACAUUUAUUACAGAGUAUAAAGUGUUGAGGUCAAUGCCAGGGCUUUGUAUGUGUUAGCAAACACUGCCAACUGAGCUGUGCCACCAAAGUUGGGAAGAAUAUAAGACUAUUGAGUAAAAAGAAUAUUUUAUUUAGAAGUAGUGUUAUAAAGAAACGAAAGAAUCUGAAAGCAAAUACACUCUUAGUACUUAGGAAACUCAGGAGAAUAAAAAGCUCAAAAGCAGCCUGGGUCACAUCACAAACCUGUUUCCAACAACAAAGAACAAAAAUAUUACCAACAUAAAUAGCAGGAUAUAUUAUUUAGAAAAGAAACGUUUAAAGUAUUCUAAGCACAUGCCCCUACCCCCACCCCACCUCCUGCCAAGGUAUGGAUAGUGUCACUAUUUACCUUGGGAUAGCCCCAAUCAGAACCCUCCUGCCCCAGCCUCUAGAGUGUCGGGAUUGGUGGGUACAUGCCAGAAUGCCCUGCAAAUCUGAGUUUGUCUUUUGUUGUUGUUACUGUUUUUCCUUUGAGACUCUAUAAAAUCCUGGCUGUCCAGAAACCCAUUAUGUAGACCAGAUUGGCCUUGAACUUGAAGAUGUUGGCCUGCCUCUACCUCUGCCUCCCUAAUAUUACCUGAUUUUUUUUCUUUUUCUUUUUUUAAUUUUUCUUUUUUUUUCCUUUUUCCUCCCUUCCCCAACACAGACUCUUACUAUGUAGAACUGACUGGCCUGGACUCGGAGGGAUCUGCUUCAGUCUCCUGAGUGCUGGGGUUAAAGGCCUGUGCCUGUCCAUGAGUUUUCCCUGUGUGUUUGAAUGCCAUGGCAUAUGUGUGGUAACAGGACAACUUUGUGGAGUUCACUUUCUCCCUUUCUCUUUCCAUGGGUUCCAAGGAUUGAACUCACAUAGUCCAGCUUCACAGCAAGAGCUUUCCUCUGCUGAGCUGUUUGUCAGCUGCAGACUUGUCACUUUAGAUCAUAGCAUUCCACUCUGGUUCCUGAAGUCUUAUUUUCAUUUCAUGAUCAAAAACACAUUUAGUCCAUUUCUUACAAGUCCCCGUAGUCUUUACCAGUCUCACCACAGAACCCAGGUUACAAAAAAAUGGGUGUGGCUCCUUUGUAAUUCCAGUGUAGGGGAAGCAGAGACAUACAGAUCCUUUGGACUGACUGCCUAGCCUAGGCUGUAUGGUAAACUCCAUGAGAGAGCUUUUCUCAAAAAACAAGCUAAAUAGCACCUAACAAGCAGUGCCAGAAGUUGUUCUAUGGCCUUCUUAAACAUGUGCACCUGGACAUAGCUCCAGCACCCUUGCCCUUGCGCGUGCAGCGGGCUUUGAAUCCUUGUGAAGCCAUUUCAGUGCUCAGCGGCCUUCUGUGUGGUGACUUACAAGGUUUGCUUUAUUUGUUACGCCUUUUGAUCUGUAUGAUGGUCUUGAAAAUAGAGGUGGUCGCCUUGUACUUAGACUGUUGUGCAAACAGCAGCAAAGCACAUCACUGAUUACCUUCCCUUAGAAAUGGAAUCUUAUAGCCCAGCCUUUUAAGGGGACAACCCUAAAAAUCUGUACUAAGGAAUUCAUGAAAGUGUGUGUGUGCUGGGGCGGGCAACUGUGAAAAGUACAAGGAAAGUGGUUUACAUGAAGCUGGAAAGUCUUGGGAGUUUUAAAUUAACCCUGAAAUAGUAAGAACUUCUCAUUGUAGUUACAGAACACUUAACACAGCCAGUGGUAGGAGAUACAACUGCAAGAAGCCAUUUGCUUGUCAAGAUUUUUGUCAAGGUACUACUGUUAUCAGCUAUGUAGCGCCCCAAUAUUUUCUACCAUUCAGACUUUAGAAUUGAAGUGAAGCAUACAGACUGUUAUUAAAUCUUCCUAAUUCCUUUAUUUUGGAUAAGCUAAUAAUGUCACUCAGUGAAUGCUGAAGUAACUACGGAACUGUACAUAGUCACUUUAUAAACACACUCUUUGUUGUAGUUGUGGUCAUUGCUUUUGUUUUUGAGACUGGGUCUCCCUCUGCCUCUCAAGAGCUCUGCCUGGCUUAGAACUCACUAUUGUAUUUAGCCUCCGCUAGCCUCGGAUCUGCUAUAGUUCUCACCCUGAACCUCCCAACUGCUGGUAAUUCCUGAUGGGAGACACCAUGCCUGGCUUUUGGAGUUCUUUGAUUAAAAGAUAUCCACAUAGGGUGGCUGGGGAGAUGAAUCAGACAGUGCUUGUGUUGUAAGCAUGUAGAUCUAAAUUUUGGGUUCCUAGUUCAUGUCUAUAAACAUGGAGAUAGUAGAGACAGGAGAAUCUCUCAGGCUUGUCUGGCCUGCUAGCCAGUCUGAGAACUCUAGGUUCACUGAGAGAACUUGUCUCAAAAAAUAAGGUGAAAAGACAAAGAAGACACCUGAGGUUGCACUCUAGUGUCUAUAUGCCAGUGUACACACAUGCAUGGUACAAUCACACACAUACAUACAUACAUACAUACAUACAUGUAUAUAUAUGUAUAUGCACACAUAUACACAAUAAAAAAAAAGGAAAGUAUAAAUCAUUAGACCUGAGGUCGCUUAGUGACAGUUCAUGGAUUCUAUUCUCACCACUACAAAAACAAAACAAUAAGUAGAUAUAUAUAAGCAAAUUCCAGUUUCUUAGCAAAACAUCAACUACCUUUAUUUAGAAAAUAAGGUUAUCUGGCCGAUACACUCUCUGCAGGAAUGGGUCUGAAGCGGAGUAGAUUCUCUCUUUCCUUUAUGUGGAUUCCAGAACUCAAGUUGUCAGCUGGUACAACUUACCCACUGAGCCAGUUUAUUGGCCACAGGUCAUUUUCUUAAAUUUGGGUCCAGUGAAAGAACAAAAAUGUUUUCAAUAAUUUAAUUGAAAUUAAAUAAAAAUUUCCACACUUUGAAAAUAAGGAACUGAGCAGGGUGUGGUGGCCCACGCCUUUAAUCCCAGCACUCGGGAGGCAGAGGCAGGUGGAUUUCUGAGUUUGAGGCCAGCCUGGUCUACAGAGUGAUUUCCAGGACAGCCAGUGCUAUAUAGAGAAACCCUGUCUCGAAAAAAAAAAAAUAGAGAGAGAGAGAGAGAAAGAGAAGAAAAGAAGGAACUGGAUUUAGCUCAUUUUGAAAAGAAAUGGACUCUUCAAGAGAAUACGCACUUUUGCUAUUAAUGCUUGCCUUUAAAAAAAAAAAAAACUGAUCAUGGGGCUGGAGAGAUGGUUCAGUGAUUAAGAGCUCUGACUGCUCUUCCAGGGGAGCUGGGUUCAAUUCUAAGCACCCACAUGAUGGGUGGGUCACAGGUGUCUGUUACUUCAGGGUUGGACACCUUUACACAGACAUACAUGCUGGCAAACCAUAAAAUAAAACAAAAGAAGAAAAUAAAUGUGGGGUGGUGGUAUAUGCUUUUAAUCCCAACACUUGGAGGCAGAGGCAGGUGGAGAUCUGAGUUCAAGGUCAGCCUGGUCUACAGAGUGAGCUCCAGGAAAGCCAAGACAGCCCAGAAAAACUGUUUGUUUUAAAAACAAACAAACAAAUAAUAAAGUAUUUAAAAAGUUGAUUGUUACAAAUUAUUAUUUGGUUAUUGUAAGUGAUAUUCUUUGUGAUAGGAUCAGUCAUUGAUCAGAAAUAAGUAAGGGAAUUUUUAAAAAAGAAACAUGGUACAACCUCUUCCUGUUUAUAUUCUUUGGAGUCUGUCUCCCAUUGUGACUUUGUUCCCUUGACCUGUGUAUUUCCUUAAUAGCAUAAUAAUAUAAUUUAAUAAUGUAAUCUACUUAAUGCAAGCAGUAAUUUCAUCUUCAGGUUGGUUUGUAAUUUGGAUAUUUUCCUUGAGUUAACUUUUGAGAAAUUAUAAAUGAUGGCUCUUUUGAGGCUUUUCUUCCCCUGGAGUUGGUUUAUGUGGGGAAGGAUAGAUAUUGGUGAGUCUAUGAAGUCUUCUUUAACAGGAAGCAAAGAUUUGAGCUGAGCCACUUAGUUUUACUCAUUGUUAACAGAACUCAAUUCUUUAAACACUGAAUAUCUAAAGUUGUUUUCUAGACUUCUAGUUAUUAAUGUUUUUUCUUUUUUUCUUUUUCUUGUUUCCUUUUUUUCAAGACAGGGUUUCUCUGUGUAGCCUGGCUGUCCUGGAACUCACUUUGUAGACCAGGCUGGCCUCGAACUCAGAAAUCCACCUGCCUCUGCCUCAAACUCAGAGUGCUGGGAUCAAAAGGCGUGCGCCACCACGCCCGGCGUUGUUAUUUUAAAGUGGUCUUGAAACCCUGUCUCCUCGGGCUCCUUACAUAGUUCUUUUAGUGAAAUAACAAAACAAAACAAUAGAUCAAUGUCUGGUUGAUUCCAUCUAAUUUUUACUGUGAUUUCAGGAGUCCCAUCUUAGACCCUGAAUACUGAUUUGCCAGAGUGAAUCUGAUAAAUGAGAGAUUGGAAGCUAGAGAACUAGAGUUAGUUUUCUCCCUUUAACAGACUGACGUCCCGACCCAUCCCCCGCCCCUGGGUUAUUAUUGAAGAGGAGAUUGUUCAUGUUCUCAAGUAGCAGUGCAAAAAUCUCACACCCCAUCUGACCAGUACAAAAACAGCUGCUGUAGCACAAAAUGUCCUUCCUCCGUCCUCACUGAGAUCGGGGGAGGGACAAAAGCCCAGUUGGUACUUUACCCUGUCCUGUCUGCCUGUUUCCUACCCUGAUGGUUUCUGCCUAACAAACCGUGUUUCUUUUUUACAGCAUUAUGAUCCUGGACUUGUUGUGGUGAUGGUAAACUUAGCAGUGGGAGAACAGACCCUAUUCCAAUCGUUGUCAAGUAUGAUGUCAUGGGCAUGGGUCGAAUGGAAAUGGAGCUGGAUUAUGCCGAGGAUGCUACCGAACGGCGUCGUGUCCUAGAAGUAGAGAAAGAAGACACAGAAGAGCUGAGGCAGAAGUACAAGGAUUAUGUUGACAAAGAAAAGGCAAUUGCAAAAGCCUUGGAAGAUCUCAGAGCCAACUUUUACUGUGAACUUUGUGAUAAACAGUAUCAGAAACAUCAGGAAUUUGACAACCACAUCAAUUCUUAUGAUCAUGCACACAAGCAGAGAUUAAAAGAUCUCAAGCAGAGAGAGUUUGCCCGAAAUGUCUCUUCAAGAUCCCGCAAAGACGAGAAGAAACAAGAAAAAGCCCUUCGGCGGCUCCAUGAGUUGGCAGAGCAAAGAAAACAAGCUGAAUGUGCACCGGGAAGCGGGCCCAUGUUCCGACCAACCACGGUGGCUGUAGACGAGGAUGGUGGAGAAGAGGAUAAAGAUGAGUCAUCAACCAACAGUGGUGCAAGUGCUGUUUCUUCUUGUGGCUUUGGAGCCGACUUCUCCACAGAUAAAGGGGGCUCCUUCACGUCAGUACAGAUCACUAAUACCACUGGACUGUCACAGGCUCCUGGCUUAGCCUCCCAAGGUAUUAGCUUUGGCAUUAAGAAUAAUCUGGGACCCCCACUGCAGAAAUUGGGAGUAUCAUUUUCCUUUGCCAAGAAAGCUCCCGUCAAACUUGAAUCAAUAGCAUCCGUUUUCAAGGACCAUGCAGAGGAAGGGAGCUCAGAAGAUGGAACGAAGGCUGAUGAGAAGAGCUCUGACCAAGGGGUGCAGAAGGUGGGAGAUACUGAUGGCACUGGUAAUCUUGAUGGAAAGAAAGAAGAUGAAGACCCUCAGGAUGGAGGGUCCCUUGCCUCAACACUGUCCAAGUUGAAAAGGAUGAAACGGGAAGAAGGAACAGGGGCUACAGAGCCAGAAUAUUACCACUACAUCCCCCCAGCACACUGCAAGGUCAAACCUAAUUUCCCCUUCUUACUCUUUAUGAGAGCCAGUGAACAGAUGGAAGGGGAUCAUAGUGCACACUCAAAGAGUGCCCCCGAGAACAGAAAAAGCAGCUCUCCCAAGCCGCAAGGCUGUAGUAAGACAGCAGCAAGCCCAGGGGCAGAAAGAACAGUGAGUGAAGCUUCUGAGCUGCAAAAGGAAGCCGCUGUGGCUGGGCCUUCAGAGCCUGGAGGUAAAACUGAAACAAAGAAAGGCUCCGGAGGAGGGGAAGAUGAGCAGAGUGUAGAGAGUAGGGAGACGUCAGAGAGCCCGAUGUGUGAGUCCAAUCCUAAAGACAUUUCUCAGGCCACCCCAGCAACAAAAGCAGGCCAGGGACCCAAGCAUCCUACUGGUCCAUUCUUUCCAGUUUUAAGCAAGGAUGAAAGCACUGCCCUCCAGUGGCCAUCAGAACUACUCAUUUUCACCAAAGCAGAGCCUUCCAUCUCCUACAGUUGUAAUCCUUUAUACUUUGACUUUAAACUUUCAAGAAACAAAGAUGCUAAAGCUAAAGGGACAGAAAAGCCAAAAGAUGUCGCAGGCUCCUCAAAGGAUCAUCUCCAGAGCCUUGAUCCUAGAGAACCGAAUAAAAGCCAGGAAGAGGAGCAGGAUGUAGUGCUCUCUUCAGAAGGCAGAGUGGAUGAACCUGCAUCAGGGGCUGCCUGUAGCAGCCUGAACAAGCAGGAGCCUGGGGGUAGCCAUAUGUCAGAAACUGAAGACACUGGGAGAAGCCAUCCUAGCAAGAAAGAACCAUCAGGCAAGUCUCACAGACACAAGAAGAAAAAGAAACACAAAAAAUCCAGCAAGCACAAACGUAAACACAAGGCUGACACGGAAGAGAAGAGUUCUAAGGCAGAGUCUGGGGAGAAAUCUAAGAAGCGCAAGAAACGAAAACGGAAGAAGAACAAAUCAUCAGCCGCAGCUGAUUCUGAACGCGGACCCAAAUCAGAACCUCCUGGAAGCGGCAGCCCGGCACCACCGAGAAGGCGGCGCCGAGCUCAAGAUGAUUCCCAGCGGAGAUCCCUUCCUGCUGAAGAAGGAAACAGUGGCAAGAAGGAUGAUGGUGGGGGUGGUAGCAGUUGCCAAGAUCACAGUGGGAGGAAACACAAAGGUGAACCACCAACUUCCUCCUGCCAGCGGAGAGCUAACACCAAACAUAGCAGCCGGUCCAGCCAUCGGAGCCAACCCAGUAGUGGUGAUGAGGAUAGUGAUGAUGCUUCCUCACACCGACUGCACCAGAAGUCUCCAUCCCAGUACAGUGAGGAGGAGGAAGAGGAGGAGGAGGAAGAAGAGGAGGAAGAUGAAGACUCCGGUAGUGAGCAUUCUCGUAGCCGCUCUCGGUCUGGCCAUCGCCAUUCCUCACAUCGUUCCUCCCGGCGCUCUUAUUCUAGCAGCUCUGAUGCCUCUUCAGACCAGAGCUGCUAUAGUAGACAGCACAGUUACUCUGAUGAUAGCUAUAGUGACUAUAGCGACCGAUCACGAAGGCACUCUAAGCGCUCUCACGAUUCAGAUGAUUCAGACUAUACCAGCUCCAAACACAGGUCUAAACGACACAAAUACUCAUCAUCUGAUGAUGACUAUAGCCUCAGUUGCAGCCAGUCCCGAAGCCGAUCUCGGAGUCAUACAAGGGAGCGAUCAAGAUCCCGGGGUCGAAGCCGCAGUAGCAGCUGUAGUCGCAGUCGAAGCAAGAGGAGAAGUCGCAGCACCACAGCCCACAGCUGGCAGCGAAGCCGAAGCUAUAGCCGGGACCGGAGCCGCAGCACCAGGAGCCCUUCUCAGAGAUCAGGCUCCAGAAAGGGCUCAUGGGGUCAUGAGAGCCCAGAGGAAAGGCGCUCUGGCCGCCGGGAUUUCAUUCGUUCAAAGAUCUACCGCUCUCAAUCCCCCCACUAUUUCCAAUCAGGUCGGGGAGAAGGUCCUGGAAAGAAAGAAGAUGGCAGAGGAGAUGACAGUAAAGGAGCAGGCCUGCCCUCCCAGAAUAGCAAUACUGGCACAGGAAGGGGGUCAGAAAGUGACUGCAGUCCUGAAGAUAAGAAUUCUGUUACUGCCAGACUGCUGCUAGAGAAGAUCCAGUCCAGGAAAGUGGAGAGGAAACCCAAUGUGUGCGAGGAGGUGCUGGCCACCCCUAAUAAGGCUGGGCUCAAGUACAAGAACCCCCCACAAGGUUACUUUGGGCCUAAGCUCCCCCCGUCUCUUGGUAAUAAGCCUGUUCUUCCAAUGAUAGGGAAGCUUCCAGCUACCCGGAAGUCCAAUAAGAAAUGUGAAGAGUCUGGCUUAGAAAGGGGAGAAGAGCAGGAACAUUCAGAGCCAGAAGAAGGGUCCCCAAGGAGUAGUGAUGCUCCAUUUGGGCAUCAGUUCUCAGAGGAAGCAGCUGGUCCCUUAUCAGACCCUCCCCCAGAAGAGCCAAAGUCUGAAGAAGCUACUGCUGAUCACUCUGUGGCUCCGCUAGGCACCCCAGCCCACACUGACUGCUACCCUGGGGAUCCAGCCAUCUCCCAUAACUACCUCCCGGACCCCAGUGAUGGGGAUACUCUGGAGUCUCUGGAUAGUGGCAGUCAACCAGGCCCUGUGGAAUCCAGCUUGCUGCCUAUAGCCCCAGACCUUGAGCACUUCCCCAAUUAUGCACCUCCCAGUGGGGAACCUAGUAUUGAAUCAACAGAUGGGACUGAGGAUGCCUCCUUGGCUCCUCUCGAGAGCCAGCCCAUCACCUUCACCCCUGAGGAGAUGGAGAAGUACAGCAAGCUCCAGCAGGCUGCACAGCAGCACAUCCAGCAGCAGCUUCUGGCCAAACAAGUGAAGGCCUUUCCAGCCUCCACCGCCCUAGCUCCAGCCACACCAGCCCUGCAGCCCAUCCACAUUCAGCAGCCAGCCACAGCCUCUGCCACCUCCAUCACCACUGUUCAGCAUGCCAUCCUACAGCAUCAUGCUGCAGCCGCUGCUGCCGCCAUUGGCAUUCACCCUCACCCCCACCCUCAGCCGCUUGCUCAAGUACAUCAUAUUCCCCAGCCCCAUCUAACCCCUAUUUCUUUGUCCCAUCUCACUCACUCAAUUAUCCCUGGCCACCCUGCCACCUUUCUUGCUAGCCACCCUAUCCAUAUAAUUCCUGCCUCAGCCAUCCAUCCUGGGCCCUUCACCUUUCAUCCCGUCCCACACGCUGCCCUCUACCCCACCCUGCUUGCCCCACGGCCUGCUGCAGCAGCUGCCACAGCCCUCCAUCUUCACCCACUGCUUCACCCCAUCUUCUCAGGUCAGGACCUGCAGCACCCUCCCAGCCAUGGGACUUGAGUUGGGAGUCGGAAGCCUGUGUUGAGCCAGGGAAGGUGGCCUGUUCUUCCCUUGGGGGUGUUGAGCCAUUUAUACCAGCAGGUAAAAGCUGGAACGGGCAGUGUCUUGACAGCCAAAGAAAUGAGUUUUGGCUUGCAGGGAUGGAUUUAGAUUUGAGGUUUGCUUUGGGUUUACUAUCAGGGAUAUUUACCCCCUUUCUAUUAGUCCCUCCCUCCUGUGUUUCUAAGCUAGGGAACACCAGUAAGUGCUACCCACACUCCUCUGCAGCAACAUCUCCAGACUGUCAAGUAAGCCUCCUUCCUCCCUCUACUUUCUGAUCCUCUGCACUUCCCCUCUGUAAGUUCAAAACAUUUUCCUCCUCUAAUGGGUUGUCACCAAAGCACUUGCCAUGGGCCCAUCUGGUCCUGCCUUCUCAGUGCCACGAGAAAGGCCAGGCUGUCUCUUCAGUGGUGAAAACUCCACUUUUCGGCAGUGUCUUUGACUAUCCGUUUGUGACACGUUAUCCCAGGUGAGGUGGAAGAGGGAGUCUAACCUAGAACCAAAAGCAACUCAGGCUGCAAUUUGAUCCACUUUCCUUACAAACAGAGCCAUGCAUUUGGCACUACUGUCCUCAUGCCCCUCAUCCCAGAAGAGGCAUCUACAUAUCCCAGAAAAGAAGAUCCUAUCGUGAGUAGAAGCUACACUGAACAUAGGGUCACCCAUGUGCUUCCCAGAAAGGAGCUCGUGUCUGAAGGGUAUAUUUCCUUCUGUUAUGUUGAUGUUUUCUUCUUAAUUUAUAGGAUUUUUUAAUGUAAAAUUGCACUGAACUCUAUAAACAUAAAUGCUGCUUUUUGUAGCUCAUAUUAAAAAGGUUCCGUAUUUGUAGUAUACUGCAAUAAUAUUUUUUACAUCCAGCUCUUUAAGUGAUCCUUGUUCUGGUGGCUUUCUGUAAAUAUGUUUGCCCUAGUUGAAUUAAGAAACUUUAAAGGUUAUAAAAGAAAAAAAAAUAAAAUAUUUGUUUUCUGCUAGAUGCAAAAAUGACUAAGCAUGUAUAUUUUAUCAACCUCCUGUAUUUUUUGAAGUUAUGAACUAUAUAAAAAUGUUGACACUUUUUUUUGUUUUGUUUUGUUUGCUGGGACAGUGUUAAAUAAUUUGCAGUAGUUGGUUCAUCCUGCACUGGGACUCUCGGGUUGAUGAGCAGCAGGCGGCUGCUGCUGUCAGGAGGAUGCACAGUUGCAGUGGUCUCCCUGACGUGCUUUGUUAUACAGAGAAACCGUGGACUCCAUGGAGGAGGGGAGGAUUGGUUCAACAGCUUUAUUCUCUGGAAGCAGUGACACUCGGUGAUUGUCUGGGAAAAGGGGUCCUUUGGUUUCCCUGGGUACCUUGUUCCAGACAGUCUUAUUUGCCUUCCUAGUAUUUAGCCCCCUCUGACAAUUUUUUAAAUGUGCCUUGUGGGUUGGCUAGACACUAAAAUAGAAGUAGACCAGAGGAUACUAGAGUUGGGACAGUUCUCUCUUUGUUGGGAGGUGAGCACGUUUAUAGGUAGAGAGAUUUUUGGCUUCAAAGUUCUGUGCCGUCUGCCCAGCUCGAUUGCUAUUUCAGCAGUAGAGGUUCCUUUUUUUUUUUUUCUCCAGUGACACUGACCAGAAGUCUGUCCAUCCCUCUCCCCUUUGCCCUUCCCCCAGGCUCUCAGCCCUCCUUAACACUGACCCAAAGGUGCUUGUAAUGCAGGUCUCAUCUCCUUUGUUAGUGCUCUUCCUAUGACUAGAACUGGUUAAGCAGUCAACUGACUGUUAACCCUGCUUGCCUAGGCCAAGGUUCUCUGUUCCUGCCUUCUCAAAUUCCCAGCAGAGUGGGCUGUGUUAGGGAAGUGAGUGCUGGGCACUUGAGGCCCGUCCCUGCCUGAGCUUCUCCUACCUUCUGCUCAUUGUCCCCUUACAAGUAUCACUUUUAGGAUAACUAGCCCUGGAAAAACGGUAUCUGUUUGAAGUGAAGGGACUGGUUCUUCUUGCUUUCAGCCCGUGUAAAUAUUUAAAUAAAACAGUAUUAACAUUUUUGUGCUGCUUCUCGUUAGGUUGUAGAUCUAGCCAUGCUCUGGCCGCCUCUGCCAUCCUGGAGGUAGUUUUCCUUAACUUCCAGAAUAGUGAUUUUAAAACUUUAAAAAAAAAAAGGGGGGGGGAUAACCUAUCCUUACAUACAAGCAUAACAGAUUGUAUCUAACUUUAUCACAUAUGAUAGAGAUGUAUAUGCUGUAAAGUGAGGGGAAGGAGCUUUCUAAUAAACCAGUGCUUUGUGCAAACUUA
Molecule: messenger RNA, 17020 nt
Organism: Mus musculus (house mouse)
Lineage: Eukaryota; Metazoa; Chordata; Mammalia; Rodentia; Muridae
Gene: Gpatch8
Product: G patch domain containing 8
Exons: 6
Coding region: 10455-14738 (1427 amino acids)
Molecular function (GO): nucleic acid binding
Source: RefSeq, a predicted model, not a curated record